Messenger RNA from Anopheles nili, 2170 nucleotides. RefSeq names its product splicing factor 1-like. The transcript has 2 exons. Gene Ontology annotation, molecular function: zinc ion binding; mRNA binding. Bases 108 to 1556 code for a protein of 482 amino acids. Gene Ontology annotation, cellular component: nucleus. Gene Ontology annotation, biological process: regulation of mRNA splicing, via spliceosome. NCBI's taxonomy places the organism in Eukaryota, Metazoa, Arthropoda, Insecta, Diptera, Culicidae. The record is from RefSeq and is a predicted model, not a curated record.
GUCAACCGUUUGAUGAUCGUAUUAAUCACUUUCACAAUUAUGGUCAAUUUUUCAGUUUGCGCAGCCACUCGCGUGCCACACCCGGCACCGAUCAGCGAUCGAUAAUAAUGCAUUUUAUUUUUCUCGUCUGGUCAAGCGGUCCCGCCCCGGACGUGCAUUUUUUCAGUGCGCAUUCUGUAACCGUAUCCUUCAAUCUCGUACCGCACAGAUCUCCCUCGCCGGAGCCGAUUUACAGUAGCGAUGGCAAGCGGUUGAACACGCGUGAAUUCCGCACUCGUAAGAAGCUCGAGGAACAGCGCCAUCAGCUGAUCCAGCGCAUGCAGUCCCUCAACCCGGACUUCAAGCCGCCUUCCGAUUACAAGCCACCGGUGAUCCGUGUCAGCGAUAAGGUUUUGAUUCCGCAGGAAGAGUACCCAGACAUCAACUUCGUUGGGUUGCUUAUUGGGCCACGUGGCAAUACGUUGAAAGCGAUGGAGAAGGACACCGGGGCGAAGAUCAUUAUCCGUGGCAAGGGCUCGGUGAAGGAGGGUAAGGUGGGCCGCAAGGAUGGCCAACCAUUGCCGGGUGAGGACGAACCACUGCACGCGUUCAUCACGGCAAGCAAUCCGGAAGCCGUCAAGAAAGCGGUCGAUCGCAUCAAGGACGUAAUCCGCCAAGGCAUCGAGGUGCCAGAGGGCCACAACGAUCUGCGCCGGAUGCAGCUACGUGAGCUGGCCCAACUGAACGGAACGCUUCGUGAAACGGACGGUCCGCGGUGCAACAACUGCGGUUCGAAUGAGCACAAGAGCUGGUUAUGUCCGGAUAAGCCGAAUAUUACCAACAACAUCGUGUGUUCUGCAUGCGGUGGUACGGGCCACAUUGCCCGGGAUUGUCGCAGCAAGCGCCCGGGUCAUGGUGGACCUCCGGCCAGUGGCAAUACGGUCACGAAGAUUGACGAGGAGUAUAUGAGCCUGAUGGCGGAACUGGGCGAGGCACCACCCCAGGAUAGCCACGGGUACGGACAUGGUGGUGGUGGUAGCGGUGGUGGUGGAGGUGGUGGUGGUGGUGGUAGCGGUGGAAGCGGAAGCUCCCGUGGCUCUUACAACAUGUUCGAGCCACGUUCAGCUCCACGGCCGCUGAUGGCCACUCCACAUCAUCCGCCAUCACUGUUGGGAAGCACCUCCCAGAGUAACUCGCAGGCUGCAGGCGGUGGUGGAGGUAAUGCGGGUGGUGGUGGUGGUGGUAAUGGUCAUCACCAGUGGGGUCACGGUUCACAAAUGAUGCCGCUUCCACCGGCCCCACCGGCUCUGCCAACACCCCCACCACCACCCCCGAGCGUGCCCUCUUUGAUGCAAUGGACGGCGCAGCCGCCCGCUCCCCCCGGGGAAAAUCUUGUCCCUUCACCUCCAUCCUCCAGCUCAUACGCUAGCUGGAGCAAGGGCUGGUCGCAGGGAUCCAAUGGCUCGGUGAACGGAUUCGUUCCACCGCCACCGGCGUCGGCCCCUCCGCCGCCCCCACUACCCGGGAUCCCAUCCCACAUCUUAGCACCGCCGCCUCCACCACCACCAUCCUCCUAGAUGCUGCUGGUGUGCGAGUGAGUGCCAUAUGAAUGAUAUGACAACGCUAGUAGCCAUUAGAAAGCUCGGAUUCGUGAUUUAACCAUCCUUGUGUCUGGCGCGUUUCGCACAGAUAGAUGCUUCGUUGCUGUUCUUACCCACCCCACCCUCCCGCAUAUUUCCAUAGCCAACCAACUCCUGCGCAUAAAGCGCCGUAAAUGAUUCCGUAAAGUGGAAGCCAUCGCUUCAAGCUGGGGUUGCUCUUUGAACCCUUAUGCGUGCGUCUACGAUCAGUCAACUACAAGGCGUAAUAGACAAUAUAAUUUUGUCACACGCUCCUUCGCUUACGGUACUAUCUCGUACUGUUUUAAAAGUGUAUAAUAUUCUUUUUGUGAUGUUUCCAUCUGUCAGCUAAUUUGCAGGAUUUAAAAAUAUGUUUUUUAAUCUUUUAUACCUACUCCCCGUAUUACGAUUAUGAGCAUUUUCGAGAUCGCGACUGGCGGUCUUUCAACGCUCGUCUGGUUUUAAUUUUAGGGAUUUUGAAAUUUUCUAUUACUUAUACCGAUCACGUAACAACCACCAUGUAAUAAUCUUUCGAAUAAUAAACGUAUUUUAGGGCGACUAGAUUGCCAGUA